This is a messenger RNA of Paramecium sonneborni, 2892 nucleotides long. The record is from the annotation of a GenBank genome assembly. NCBI's taxonomy places the organism in Eukaryota, Ciliophora, Oligohymenophorea, Peniculida, Parameciidae.
AUGAGAUAAAUAUAUGAAUUUAUUGUAAUUCAUAUAGUUUUCUAUGUGGUUUCUGUGCAUAAUGACUUAAAAUAAUAAGAAUUUGUAUAUGAUAAUAUAUAUUUUAGAAUCCAAAAGACAUUUAUUAAGUGUGGAUGCUAUUAAAUAUGUUCUUUGCUUCCAUUUAUAUUAUUACUAAAAAACUUACUUUAUUUCUUGUCUUUCUACUUUAAAGCUAUAUGUAUAUUUACUUAAGCAAAUAUAAUCCUUAUUAUGUUUAAGCAGCAACUGUAUUAAUUCCUAUAGCCUUAAUUGAUAAAUCUAAUCUUCUAAUAAUAUUGAAUUAAAUUGGAGCUUUUUUAAUCUCUGGACCAUACAAUCACAAUUAAUAGAUUUUAUUUGUAUUUUUAAUUAUAGUUUUGGCAGCUUAUAUUUAUGCUAAAUAGCAUGUUGAAGAAAUUUUAACGAAAGUAGUUAUUUUUAAAUAAGUAGAAAAAACAAAAAGUUGAUUAAGAUGAAAAAUUUUUAUAGGAAUUACCAUUUCCAUUGUUUAUUGUUAACAUCAAGUCUCAAAUUCAUUGGUCAAACAAAAUGGCUAGAGAAUUGACAGUUAAUUGUGGAGUUAAAUAGGGAGGGUCAUUAAAAUAGAUUUUUUAAGAUUAAGAUUUAUUUUUAUAAUACUUAAAUUAAGAUUCAAAAGAAUUAAUAGUUUAAAUGAAUACAGUUUUAAUUUAAUAGUCUCUUGAAUAAAGUUCACUCAUUUAAUCGAAUAAAAAUCUUCCAUAAUAAUAAUAAUAAUAGCCUCAAAAUGCAUAAGUAAGUAAUGAUCAUAAAAUGGCUAAAUUUUAAAGUUAAAAAGAAGACAAUCUAUAAAAAUCAAUUCAUAAAUAUUUAAACAUAGCAUGUUUGACAUUGAAUUCUCUAAGAAUAACAGAAUAAAUUUAAAAAGAAGUAUAAUCUUUAUUAAAUUUUAGAUAUUAACAGUUUUAAUUAAGCCAUUUAAAAUUAAUUAAAUGAGAUUAUUUAUGAUAUGCAUAAAUGCUAACAAAACAUUUUAGUAAAACAAAGUACUUUAAAAUCAUUUAAUAUAAUAAAUUAAAUAAAAGUAAAUGCCUCUAUAUCAUAUAUAGUGGACAAUAAAUGUUGGUUAGUUUACAAUAAGAUUAUCAAAAAUGGGAUAAUAUGAGAAGUUUAGAAAUAAUUAGAGAAUCAGAUUUAAAAGUGAUAUCUUAAUCGAUUGUAGAUUUAUAUAAAAUCAUUUUUGAAUUUGAAACAUAUGAAGUAUCAACAAGCUUCUUUCCGUAAUCUAAUUUAAUUAAUUUUCAAUGUAAAAUAUCAUUUAUAUUAUAGUCAAAGGAUUAGUAACCUACUUAAUUGAAGUAUUUGCUGGUAGAUAUUUAUAAAAGUUUACAAGCAUAAACCUUUAUUUUGAUAAUAGUAUUUAAGAUAAAAUGAAAGGAAAUUCUACUAAUUUUUCAUUAAUUUUUAUGAGUAUUUUAGAGUUAAUAGCUAAAUAUUCUGGAGAUAAAAAGCCUUCUUUAAAAAUUAAUUGUAAUUUAGAUUAAGUCACUGAUUAAAAUAAGGCAUAUUAAAUUUAAUUGUAAUUUCUAUGGAGGCAAGAUGAUGAAUUAGAUUAGAUAUUUAAAGAUUUUUUUCAUCAAUAAAUGAUGCCUAUGAAUGUUGAUCCAUAAGUUUAACGUUAUUUGAUGACAAUAAAAAGAUUAUAGAGUUAUUCUGCUAUGAAAAUAUUUUAUAUAGAAUAAUCAGUAGAGUCUAUUGAAUUAUUAAGUGAAUUACAUAUUUUUGUUGAUUUUUACAUAAGUGAUUCAGAAGAAUCAAAUUAAUAGGUUUAUUAGCCACCUUAAUUAUAAAUAACUUUUAGUAGAGAAUUUGUUGGAUAGAAUCCAAAUGAAAUAAUGUGGCAACCUAAAAAAUAACCAUAAGUGAUUAUUGAUAAAAAUCAUUAAGCAAUAAUUAGACCAAUAAAACAAAUGCCUCCUAAUUUUUUUAAUAAAUCAAAUCUACCUCUUAAUGUUGAAGCUAAAUUACCUAAAAAUUAAGAUGAGAAUAUUUCAGAUGAAGUUGCUAUUUAAAAAAAAUAAUAAGUUAUUAGAGAAUUAAUUUAAGCUUAAUUUAUUAAGGUAGCUCCACGUCUUUCUGAAAAGAUAGCUUAUUUGGUUAAAAAGAAAUUAGAAAGUUAAGCUAAUAAAUUUGAAGACAUUCAUUUUGUAGAAGAUCUUGAAAAUAACGUAGAUAGAGAAGAUUAAGGUGAAGAAAAUGAAGAAUAAUCUGAAUAUGGAACUAGUGAUGGAAUUAAAGGAAAUAGUUAUGAUGAUGAAGGUUAAUCUCAAACUACCCCUAACCUUGAUUCUGUUCCUGCUAAUAGACGACAUAUGAACUUUCCAUUUUAAAAUGAAUUUUCAAAUAGUGAUUCUAGAGCAACAAAUUAAAUGCUCUAAGCAUCCGAUUUGUCAAUUAUUACUUACAAAAAAUUAAAAAUUGAUUCUAUUACUGAAGAAAUCAAAUCCAAUUAGACUGAAACUGCUGAUUUUAGUUAAAUUACUAUGAAUGAAUAGUUUAUUCAAAAAAUAGCAGAAGCUUUGGAAAAGAAUAGUUCUCUAAAAACAUUAAAAUUUAUUAAGUGUGACCUUAGUGAUUAGAUACUUAUAAAAAUUUUAGAUUCUAUUGCUAAAACUUAGUAAAACAAUCAUUUAAAAUAGGAUUGAAAGCUUGCAUUUAUAACACAAUUUAUUAUAGGAAAAAGCAUUGAAUUAUCUAAUUAGUUUAAAAUAAGCUUAAAAAGAAUAUCCUGUAAAAGAAAUACAAUUUCAUAGUAAUUUAGUGAAAGAGAUUUAAAUUAGCAAAGAGAAAGCGUAAUUAUCAAAUUUAGGAAUAAAAGUUGUUAUUGGUUGA